Messenger RNA from Lingula anatina, 978 nucleotides. RefSeq names its product kinesin-like protein KIF13A. The record is from RefSeq and is a predicted model, not a curated record. Gene Ontology annotation, biological process: microtubule-based movement. NCBI's taxonomy places the organism in Eukaryota, Metazoa, Brachiopoda, Lingulata, Lingulida, Lingulidae. Gene Ontology annotation, molecular function: microtubule motor activity; ATP binding; microtubule binding.
CAUGGCGCUCACCUUAGCAAGACGGUCCUGUCACUGUUUAUUUUGUGAACUUAUGUAAAAUGAUCAGGGUUAACAGUCAUUGCCGAGGUGUUUAAGCCACUGAGAACAAAGGGAAUAUCAUUUUCUUCUCCGUGUUCGAUUCGGAGACGAAUCGAGGGAGGAAUAAGCAUAAAAUGACGGAUAAAGUCAAAGUAGCGGUGCGAGUUCGCCCGUUCAAUCGAAGAGAGGUGGACAUAGGGAAACAAUGCGUGGUGGACAUGAAAGACUGCCAGACCGUUCUGUAUCAUCCAAGCGGGACCCACGACAAGGACAGCCACAAGAGGGCGCCAAAGACCUUUGCAUUUGACCAUUCCUUCUGGUCCAUUGAUGAAAAUGUCAAGGAAAAAUUUGCUUGUCAGUCCACAGUCUAUGCCAGAUGUGGGAAGGAAGUAUUGGACAAAGCAUUCCAGGGCUACAAUGCCUGUAUAUUUGCCUAUGGACAGACAGGAUCGGGCAAGUCCUACACCAUGAUGGGUACGGCUGAACAGAAAGGGAUCAUCCCUCGCCUCUGUGACGCCUUGUUUGAGCAGAUCACUAACAACCAGGAUGAGAGCCUCUCCUACAAGUGUGUCGUGUCCUACAUGGAGAUCUAUAACGAGAAGGUCCAUGACUUGUUGGAUCCUAAAGGUGGUCGCCAGAACUUGCGCGUCAGAGAGCACAACAUCCUGGGACCUUAUGUGGAUGGGCUGUCCUCGUUAGCUGUGUCAAACUUUCAGGACAUAGACAAUUUAAUGUCAGAGGGCAACAAAUCGCGUACUGUCGCUGCCACAAACAUGAACAGUGAAAGUAGUCGUUCACAUGCUGUCUUCAGCAUCAUUCUCACCACCACCAUGACAGAUCUGCAGAGUGGGGUAAGUGAAUUUUUUUUUUAAUUCGCUCUUGUCUCAGAAAUUCCUUCAGAUGAACACUUGCAGAAUUGAUUUUAUGACACAACAGAAA